CACUAGAAAGCAAGCAAGCUGCAGCAAAAUUUUCAUGUCUUCGGGAUGGGGAAGUUCGCUAGGAGAAGCGUGGGCCGGCUGACAUUGAAAGGAGCAUUGCGCCAGCGCAGAGAACAGCGCGACAGGCGCUUGUGACACCACGAAGCCGUCCGCUUCAACAAGCUUCAGCGAAGACGUUAGGGGAAAGGGGGGCGGGAUGAGUUGCGACACGCAAUGCCCCUGAAAGCGGAACGUGGCAGUGAUAUUUGGACAAAGGUGCGCGAUUGGAUUCAGACACGAACAAAAACGGAACAUAAGAAGGCUGAGUCAUAUAGGUAAGCGUUGUGCGGAAGCUUCUUGUUACACGACUCUGCGGCUGAUCUUGGCCUAAAGACACUGACAGUUUUGCAUUCAGCGCAUUUUUUUUUGGAGGUGUGUUUAUUUUUAAUUUAUUUGUUCUUUAUUUUUUUUAUUUUUUGCUACGUGCACACGUCGGCAUGGCGUGGCGUGCUGUGGCGCAAGCAUUGAACUUCAGAAGCGGAAAGGUAAGAAAUAAAGUAAGCGCGUUCGGAAGAGUCAAGACUGACUGCGUGCUUUUCGUGCUAGCCAAGGACACUCGCGAGAGAGCGCUUUGGUAUAUAACCAAAUUCACCGGGGCAAUCAACGCAGCUCUAUUCAGCCGUCUCUCGUCCGAGCCUUUGCGCGAUUCCUAGCUAGUCUGACUUCCUUGCUCUUUGUUUCUCGUAGAGAACAACUUAGGUCUCCCAAGAAGAUGAAGGUGUUGCUUCUGUGUGGGGUCAUCCUAGCCGGAGCUUUCCUUGCUGAGGCUUCUGGUGGAAGCGAGCUGUGCUCUUUGAGCAACGAAGAAUUCAAGGCAUUUUUGAAGUGCAUGGGAGAUCACGUCAACCCAGAGUUCAAGGCAACAGUAAAGGAAGUCAUCGGCGACAAGACGGACCGUGUGUACGACAUCUUUAAGAAGCAGUGCGAGGCUGGAGUGGACUUCGGCGCCGUGCUGACGACAGUGUUCUCGGAUCAAGUAGCGAGUUCCGUGAGAAGCGCCUACGCUCAAUGCAAGCCAGUUCAAAGUUGAAGUGCUUCACCAUAACCAACGAACCCGAAGACAAAGACUUCGGCAGUCCACAUGGUGGAGUCGUUGUAGUGCAAAUAAAACAGACACAAAAAAUACAAGACCAAACAUCAUGAGGUGCUGCGC
Messenger RNA from Dermacentor andersoni, 1192 nucleotides. RefSeq lists its product as uncharacterized. The record is from RefSeq and is a predicted model, not a curated record. Lineage: Eukaryota; Metazoa; Arthropoda; Arachnida; Ixodida; Ixodidae.